Messenger RNA from Polistes dominula (European paper wasp), 2938 nucleotides. It is a transcript of the gene Chi, whose product is annotated as LIM domain-binding protein 2 Chi. Lineage: Eukaryota; Metazoa; Arthropoda; Insecta; Hymenoptera; Vespidae. The record is from RefSeq and is a predicted model, not a curated record.
CACCGGUGUUUUUAUUUUAACAAGAGAUAAAAAGAAAAAGAAAUUGUGUACGCGCGGUUUUUUAUUUUCAAAUCGAAAGACGACGAUACGAGAGUUUCUUUAUCAGUGUGAGAGGAAUUUUUUUUUGUAGUGUUUUAAGAUUUGGUGGAUACGUUGUAUUUACGUAAAGGAAGAAAACAAAAGGAUAUAUUACUUUGAUAAGAGUAAAACCUAAGGUGGUGUGUUUAAAUUAUCAGUGACUUCUCGGUGUAAUUUUCUUCAUUUUCUUUUUGGAUAUUUUUAUCAUUAUGAAGAAGAUGAUUUUAAAAAAACAAUAGUAUAAGCCUAAGGAAAAGGAAGAUUCAUCUUUUGGUCCUGGCACGUGGUGGUAGUGGUGGAGUAACAAUAAAACGUAUAAAAGUAGUUUUACGCGGGACGAGAAAGUUCUCUCGUUGAUAGAGGAUAGGCAGUGUGGAAGCGAUUGAAAAAGUGGUUUGAGAAAAAGAAAGAGAGAGAGUGAUAGGAAGUGAAAGAGAGAAGAGGGUGAGUUGGUUGGAAGGAUCGUAGAGGUAGGCAGGCAGGCAGGCAGGCAGGCAGGCAGGCAGGCAGGCAGGCAGGCAGGCAGGCAGGCAAAGAAGCAAGCAAGCGUGCAGGCGAGUAAGCUAGCAGAGAGGAGUGGUGAAAAUCUCGACGCGAGUUCUACGGGGCGGGUGAGAAGGGCCAGGUCGUGGAGUGGGGAGUGAUGCCGGUGAGGGUGGCGCAGCGCCCCCCAGGUGGAAUACCACUCCACGCCGGCGUGCCGGUAGCGGCCAACAGCGUAACCGCCUCCGGUCCGUCGGGCCGGUGCCUCGGGGGCCCGGCUGCGUCCCCCGCCGGCUCGCCACCGCUGCCGCCGUCACUGCAAUCUCUCGGCGGCGGCAUAAGCGGCACCAACAACAACAACAACAACAACAUUAAUAACAAUAAUAUCAACGGAAACAAUCAAUUGAUCAACAGCAACGGCGGGAACGGUAGCAUCCUCGGUGGCAACUCCUUAAACGGCCUCGGCAACUUGAACAACGGCAACGGAAACGGUCUAAGCAACAGUAGCAUCAACAACACGACGGCGUCUAGCAUCGUCGUCGCGACGAAUCCGCUCCAGGCAAUGGCAUCGGCCGCGGCCUCGCUCACGCAGUUGAACAACAUGGCGAACGGGCCGCUGCCGCCACUAGCAGGAACCGGGCCCCCGAAUUUACCGGCUCCACAACCGGCGACAACGCCGACGCAUGCCGGUGGCCCUCCAACGCCGCACGCCGGUGUCGGUACGGGGCCUCAUCUGAACGGGGCCUCGCCGAGUCCCCAUCCUAUGCCACCCCACGGUAUGAUGAGCGGAUCCCCGCACGCGCCUCAUCCACAUAUGCCAGGCGGCGGACCCUCGCCUCAUCCCCAUCAUCCGGCCCCUCAUAUGGUUGGCUCGCCUCAUCAUCCAGGCCCACAUCCGAUGCCUCCGAAUGCGGCUGGCAUGAUGGCCCCAGCUGGUAUGCAACCUCAAAAUGCUCCUGGAAUGUGCGGCCCUGGGCCGAGCGGUCCAAUGGGACCUCAUGGACAUCCUCAAGCACCUGGACAACCACACAUGCACAACGAUCCAUUUUAUUGUUCACCUUUUGGAUCUCAUUAUUUCAGAUCGUUACCUGUCCCCAGGAGGCAUACACCGUACUUCGGACAACCGGACUACAGGCUCUACGAACUGAACAAGAGGUUACAGCAACGCAAUGACGAUAGCGACAAUCUUUGGUGGGACUCGUUCGCGACAGAAUUCUUCGAGGACGAUGCCACGUUAACACUUACCUUCUGUCUUGAAGAUGGUCCGAAAAGAUACACGAUAGGAAGGACGCUAAUACCUAGGUACUUCCGUUCGAUAUUUGAGGGUGGAGUAACGGAACUUUACUAUAACAUGAAGCACCCGAAGGAGUCGUUUCACAACACCAGUAUAACACUAGACUGUGAAAACUGCGUCAUGGUCACGCAUCACGGCAAGCCAAUGUUUACGAAGGUGUGUACAGAGGGUAGGUUAAUAUUGGAGUUCACCUUUGACGACCUCAUGAGGAUAAAGUCGUGGCACAUGUCAGUGAGAGUGCAUCGAGAGCUGGUACCAAGGUCGGUUGUAGGCAUGCAGCAAGAUCCUUCGGUACUCGAACAGCUCAGUAAGAACAUCACCAGACAGGGUAUCACUAAUUCUACUCUGAAUUAUCUAAGGUUAUGCGUGAUUUUGGAGCCGAUGCAAGAACUAAUGUCGAGGCACAAGGCUUACGCGUUAUCACCAAGAGAUUGCUUAAAGACGACCUUGUUCCAGAAAUGGCAGAGGAUGGUUGCCCCGCCGGGUAAGAGAGAAUCCCAAAGGCCGGCAAGUAAAAGAAGAAAGCGAAAGGGCAGCACUUCCGGUCCGGGAAACAACGCUCCUCCUGCGCCAAGUAAAAAAAGGUCACCGGGGCCAAAUUUUUCUUUAGCGUCGCAGGACGUGAUGGUCGUAGGUGAGCCAUCUCUGAUGGGUGGUGAAUUUGGUGACGAGGAUGAACGUUUGAUAACGAGGCUGGAAAAUACGCAAUACGAUGCGGCGAAUAGUCUAGACCCACACAGUCACGACGCCACGGGUGGUCCGCCUCCGCACCCUCAUCAAUUUCAUUCGGAGCCAACACCGGGUAACUCUUGGCCACCAGACCGUGGCCCUGGUCCCGGACCUCCGCAAGGUGGACCUGGUAGUCAGAGAUGCUAAAGAGCACAGCUGCCCGCGCUCCUAUAGGUGAGAGGCGGUAGAAGAACACAUCAGAAAACCCGUGAGGUUUGUAGAGGAACGGAAGUUAUAACGGAGCAUCUGGUGUGCGACGUGUUACAGGGCAUCCAGGGUACGCAGGGAGGCGGAUCUUCGGGUGUCGCGGGUUCGCAGGAUGGCAGUCAGCAGCAGCAAGACAAGAAGAGCCCC